Messenger RNA from Sipha flava (yellow sugarcane aphid), 1586 nucleotides. RefSeq names its product probable tyrosyl-DNA phosphodiesterase. Bases 137 to 1567 code for a protein of 476 amino acids. Gene Ontology annotation, cellular component: nucleus. Lineage: Eukaryota; Metazoa; Arthropoda; Insecta; Hemiptera; Aphididae. Gene Ontology annotation, biological process: double-strand break repair; single strand break repair. Gene Ontology annotation, molecular function: single-stranded DNA binding; 3'-tyrosyl-DNA phosphodiesterase activity; double-stranded DNA binding. The record is from RefSeq and is a predicted model, not a curated record. The transcript has 10 exons.
CAUAAGUUCAAUGAUCGUCGUCGGCGUUCAACGUUGUGGUGCGUUAUUGAGUCGUUUCCUGCCUUUGAACGUCUGGAGAAAAUACUAACGGCCUUGCAGCACAUUAGUCCGUGUAUUGUCACACAGAACGUCCAAAAUGUAUGAUGAUGUGGAUUACAUCAAUCCGAAUACAGGCACCGAUAACGUCUGGCAACAUACCAAAGGAAAUGUCAAUAAAAAGUUAGAGCGUGCCGAGCCGUACAGGUUUUUCUUAUCUCCUGUGGAUUGUGACCCUUCAACACACGUGGAGAACCUGACACUAUCGUUUGCAGAACUUUUAGACAAAAGUCUUGGUGACUUGGAAGAGUCACUUCAUAUAAACCUCAUAAUUAACUUAAAAUGGCUCUAUGAACAGUAUCGAAUCACUGGACAGAAGGAUAAAAUUUCAAUUCUGUUUCAUUCUUGUGAUUAUGAAUUAGAUGAAUUGAAAAAAAUACCAAAUUUAAGUUAUAAACAACUUAGACUACCAAAUCUAUUUAGUCUUCAACAGAGCAAUUUCAGAUUCAAACAAACUCAGCCACAAAAUCAAUUUUAUUCUCAUCAUAGUAAGCUAUCAAUGUUUGCUUACUCAGAUGGAAGUAUACGAAUUGUAGUUAUGACUGGAAAUCUUCGAAAGUUUGAAUUUACAAACAUAACUCAAGGGUUUUGGGUAAGCCCAAAAUUCCCAUUGAAAAAUGAAGAUGAUAAAUCUGAUGGCGACUCAAAAACAGGCUUUAAAAAAGAUAUUCUGCGAUAUUUAAAUUCUUAUAAUAAUAUACCAUUAUUAAGAUCUUGGAUACAAAAAAUUGAAAAAGCUGAUUUCAGUGAAGCAAAUGUUUUUUUUAUUCCUAGUAUUCCAGGCAAACAUUUAGAGCCAAUGUGGGGUCAUCAAUACUUAAAAUAUAUUCUGAAAACGCAUGCUUGUAUACCAUUUGGUCAACCAUCAGACUGGCCCAUAAUAUCCCAAGUCUCUAGUUUGGGGAUUUAUGGUGAUAGUUAUAAAAACUGGUUAUUAUCAGAAUUGGUUGAAAGCUUUUCUCAAUCUACCCAUUGUAGCACUGAUAAAGCUGUAAACUUCAAUGUGAUUUUUCCGACUAUGGAUAAUAUUUUAAACAGUUGGGAUGGACCAGUAGGUGGUUCAUGUGUGCUAUACUGUGAUGAAGUACACCAAAAACAAACAUGGCUUAAAAACUACAUGCGUAAGUGGGUUUCUAAUUCACGAAAUCGAUCAAAGGCCGUGCCACAUAUAAAGACCUACUGCCGGAUUUCACCUUGUAAUACAGAAAUGUCUUGGUUUUUACUGACUAGUGCUAAUUUAUCAAAAACGGCAUGGGGCAAAAAACUUUGGCAGGAUCGAAGUUAUACUAUAAGCGCAUUUGAAGUUGGAGUUUUAUUCUUACCUCAGUUUUUGACCGGAUGUAAUACAUUUUCUUUAAAUCAGAAACAAAAUAAUGGUAGAUCACCACCAUUUCCCUUGCAUUUUGAUCUGCCAUUGUCUCCAUACUCAAGUACCGAUCAGCCAUGGCGAGUAGAUGCGUUAGACUCUUGAAGUACGUGAUCAUAUAAAA